Chironomus riparius is the source of this 2102-nucleotide messenger RNA. The record is from the annotation of a GenBank genome assembly. Lineage: Eukaryota; Metazoa; Arthropoda; Insecta; Diptera; Chironomidae.
GUUCUCAUAAGAAAAAAUACCUAUUUAGUGAUUUUUCUAAAACACAAAAUUAAUUUUAAGUAGUUUAAAGUCAUGUUUAAAGGCCGUGGUGAAGGAAAUGUGGUUUAUAAGUGCAGUAUACGCCUUUUUGGCGAUUCAGAAAUCCUCGAAUUGGAAUUUCAACCGCACCAUAAAGGAUUAUUCUUAUUAGAUUUAAUAUGUGAACAAUUGGAUAUUCAAGAGAAGGAUUAUUUUGGGCUGAGGUUUGUCGAUCUUCUCAAACAGCGGCAUUGGCUUGAUUUAUCAAAAUCCUUAAUCAAGCAAGUGAAAGAUCUCAGUCCACUUGUUCUAUCGUUUCGCUUUCAUUUUUAUCCUGCCGAUCCAACGAGACUCUCGUUCAAUGGAAAGUGUAUGCUUUUCCAACAGCUUAAACGAGAUUUAAUUCACGGAAGAUUGUAUUGUUCGGCUGGUGAAGCGGCAGCACUUGGUGCACUUAUUGUUCAAGAUGAAUUAGGUGAUUAUGAUAGGGAAAUUCACCCAGAUAAUUAUGUAUCGAAUCUUAAGCUUGCCCUUCGUCAAAAUUAUGAACUUGAAAAGAAAAUAAUAGACUUGCACAGAAAACGUGAACCUGGACAGGAUAUUGUAGUAGUUUAUGAUGAGUUCAUUACAAUCGCAAGAGGCUUAGAAACAUAUGGUAUCGAUCCACACCCAGUAAAAGAUUAUCGAUCCACGCAACUUUAUGUUGGAAUAAAUUUUUCGGGUAUUAGCACAUUUUCUGUUGGCAAGCGAAUACAACAUUUUCGAUGGCCAGAAAUAUCAAAAAUCAAUUUUGAGGGAAGGAUGUUUAUUGUUCAUCUAACAUAUACGGUUGAUAGAGAGGUGAAGAAACAUACUGUGGGAUUUAAAUGUCCAUCUGGAAUGACUUGUCGUUAUGUCUGGCGAUGUGCCAUAGAACAAAUGUUCUUCUUCACUGCCCCAAAUGGUCAAAAUCCGCAACUUUACACAGGCGGGUCAUUCUUUAAUCACUCUAAAUUUCGUUAUAUGGGAAGGACGGAACGCGAAAUUUUAUCCGAAAGUCUUCACUCAUUAAAACAAUCAUCAGCAACAUCAAGUCCGACUAAAAGGAAAGCAAACAGUGUGCCAGCAACUCCUUCGAGUCCACAAGAAAUGACUGACAUACGUUAUAGCAGUCUUCCAAGAUCAAACCUUUCUGAGCCAUUAGGUCAAUUUGUUGAUAAUCCAAUGUGGAAUCAUGAAAAUGGUAUUCCAGCAUUAGAAACAGUUUCAGAAGAAAAUCGAAGGAACAAUCCUGAUGAGACAUUAGAGCCACUUUCAGAUUUUUAUCGAGAAUCUUAUGAUCCUGAAAUUACUAAUAUUGAUGAUCUUAACAUGACACAAGCAACAUUUAUUGGCGAUGGAAUGAUUCCAAUUCAAACAACAGCAAUAAACAACACGACAGACUCAUCACUAAAUGCAUCAUUAAAGUCAAAGUCAUUGAAAAAGUUUUCAUUAAUCAAUGCUUUUAUUCCAUCAUUUAUCUUUGUCAUUUUGGCGAUGAGCAUUUCCGCAAUUUUCAUUUUGGAAACUGAUUCAGAGUUUUUCGCACCCAUAAGAAAUUGGCCGGAGAUGGACAGUUUGAGAUUUCAGUAUUAUGAGCCAUUAAAGGAAUUUCUUGCGAGUAAAAUUGGACAUAUUUUUUGAUUUGUAAGGGAAGUUCGGGAUGACAUUCCGCUAGAUUGAGAUAAAUAUUUUCUGCAAUAUUUUUACGUACUUAAUUCAAAUAGAAUUUUUUUUUAUAAAUUUUGGUGAUGGAUUUUUUGGUGUACCUAUUUAAUUUUAAAUUAGAAUUAUUCUGAAUGCAGCAAGCAUAAGUUUUUAUUUGUUUCUAUAAACUUUUUUGGUGUUUUUUUAUAAGAGAUUUGAAUAGCUUUAAAAUUUUAUUUUUAAUACAUACGAAGUACAAUGCGAUGUGACAUAACUUUAACGGCUUUUAAAAUUUGAAAUGCAAAAAAAGAAUUUGAAAUUUUCUCAACUGUUAUGAUUUUUUAUUAAAUACACUUAGAACAGAGUUAAAAAAUCAAGAAAUAGAAAUGUCAUUAGGGACCAUAAUUUUUUUAAUUCAC